AUGCACCCGAAGGCUUUCGCAAACGAUGGUACUGCUAUUGGUACGGUGUGCUGUGAGGUGGAGAAGGUGAGGAUAUCGGGCAAACGCCGCUAUCGUCUGUGCAUUUUGACGAUCGGCGUGCUGGACAAAUACCGCCGCUCCAAACUAGGCAGCUUACUACUCGAAAGCGUGAUCAAGCAGGCUCGCAGGGAUAGACUUGCCUAUGUAUAUUUGCACGUACAGACCUGCAACGCGGCUGCGCAGCGCUUCUACUUAGUACACGGCUUCGAAGUCACUAAGCUUAUGCGCAACUACUACUCGCAGCUCAAUCCGCCACACUGCUUCGUGUUGCGCAAGCAGCUCAGCUAG
Phytophthora nicotianae INRA-310 is the source of this 348-nucleotide messenger RNA. RefSeq lists its product as hypothetical. Bases 1 to 348 code for a protein of 115 amino acids. Gene Ontology annotation, cellular component: cytoplasm; NatA complex. The transcript has 3 exons. The record is from RefSeq and is a predicted model, not a curated record. Gene Ontology annotation, molecular function: N-acetyltransferase activity. NCBI's taxonomy places the organism in Eukaryota, Oomycota, Peronosporomycetes, Peronosporales, Peronosporaceae. Gene Ontology annotation, biological process: mitotic sister chromatid cohesion.